AUGAUUGCCAAGCGCGCUUUGUCUACUUUGAUCCCACCAAAGAUUGUUUCGCCUAAGAACCUGACCUCCGCCGGCAGCGCCAAACGGAUCGCGAACGUCGUGGAGCUCUACAAGGCGUUGCCCCAGGGCCCGGCGCCGGUCCGCCAAGCCACUGGCAUGAUCGGCAAGUACCGCGCCAAGUACUUCGACGGCGACAACGCCUCCGGCAAGCCGAUCGUGCACUUCGCCAUCUUCGUGCUCUGCCUGGGCUACUCCAUGGACUACUACUUCCACCUCAGACACCACAAGGGCGAGGGCCACUGA
This is a messenger RNA of Eremothecium gossypii ATCC 10895, 303 nucleotides long. It is a transcript of the gene ATP17, whose product is annotated as F1F0 ATP synthase subunit f. Gene Ontology annotation, biological process: proton motive force-driven ATP synthesis. The transcript has 2 exons. Bases 1 to 303 code for a protein of 100 amino acids. NCBI's taxonomy places the organism in Eukaryota, Fungi, Ascomycota, Saccharomycetes, Saccharomycetales, Saccharomycetaceae. The record is from RefSeq and is marked provisional.